This is a messenger RNA of Gallus gallus (chicken), 6600 nucleotides long. RefSeq names its product kelch like family member 36 (gene KLHL36). The transcript is spliced from 7 exons. Bases 1702 to 3663 code for a protein of 653 amino acids. Lineage: Eukaryota; Metazoa; Chordata; Aves; Galliformes; Phasianidae. The record is from RefSeq and is a predicted model, not a curated record. Gene Ontology annotation, molecular function: cullin family protein binding.
GGGCGGGCGGAGGGCAGGGGGGCUCGGGCCCGCCGCGGUGAUGCGCGGAGCGGCCGCCGGUGUGUCGGCGGCCCGCGGUGACCGUGUAGCCCCUGCGGGAGGGAGGAGGAGGAGGAGGAGGAGGAGGAAGGAAGGAGGAGCGCCGCGCGAGAUGGAGCAGCGGCGGGGCCCCGAGGCGGGCCGGGCGCACGGCAGGUAGCCGAGCGGGAGGCACGGAGCAGCGCGGUGCGCAGAGACGGGUCCUUGGCGCAGCGCUCCUCAGCUUGGAAUAGACCUCGCCAGAUGCUGUGGACCCGAGUGUUAAAAACCACUCCUUGCACGUGUCGAAUUUUACAGUUUUUCCUAUCGAUGUAUUGCCCGCAUAGUCUGUAAACGGACAGCCCGAACAGUUAAGAAACCUCAUUGCCACUCAGCAUUUCCAGAGGCCUCAGGGAAGAUCAUCUGUGUUAACUGUGGGACGCAUCACUGAGUGCCAUGCAGUGUGAAGCCCCGGUGCUGCCAGCAGUUCCCUCCACGCUCUGGAAUGACGUGAGCUUUGCUGUGGAGUCGGUGCCCCAAACGUGAGCUUAUUGCUGCAGUGCAUCUCUGAAGGUGAUGUCAUUGGGAACGGAGGAACCUUUGGGAAGGCGGCACAGGUGUGGGACUCAGCAUGGGGGUGCGCGGCGCUCCAUGCUGUGGGCUCUGGAUGGUGAUAUAACCACACAUUAACAGGUCUGAAUCCCUAUCGAUUUCCUUUCGGAACACGUUUGCUUUCUUUAAAAAGCCUUCACGCUCAUAAAAAGCAUUGUUUUCUCUCAGUCUGCAUCCGUCACCCUUUGGCACUGCUGUCUGGACGCGUUCCAGCUGGCCGUCCCUGUCUGCCCGCGCUGUUCCUCAGCUCCCCGUGUUUCCUGGGGAGCGGUGGGUGCCCGAAAUGGCAUUUCCCAUAGAAGGAGAAAAGCUCCAUCUCUGUCAGCUCUGCUCUGACCCAGGAGCUGGAAUGUUCCAAUUGCAUUCAUUGGGUUGUGUUCAACCCCUCGUGUUCAGUUAUUCCUCACAGGACCGACCCCUUCCCUUCUUUGCCUUUAACACGUUUCCAUGGAUAUUUUUUUUUCUCGCUUUUAAUGCACGGAGGAAUAAAUACCGUGCUCAGUUUCCCCACAUGGAGGGGAAAAUGCCCGCAUUUCUGGCUUCAGCGAGCCCUGAUAAGGAGUUUGGAGACUUCCACCUUCUGCACACGGGUCUGUUCCCGCUGGGCGGGAAGCCGUUGGUUGGACUGGAUAUCUUAGCGGUCGUUUCCAACCCUAACGAUGCGGGCACACGGCGGCACGGCGCCGGCACUCCUGAUGCGGAACAGCCGCAGGGCCGCCUCGCACCGGAGGGGCACCGGGCACCGACACCCGGAUCCGCGCCCGGCAGCGCCGCCGGCAUCCCGCAACGCCGACCCCGAAGCGGCGCUGACGUCGCGCGGACGCCGCCCUCCGCGCUGCACGCCGCGAUCCGGGGCGCCGCGGCCGGGAUGGAUCCCGCCCCUGCAGCAGCCCGCCGCCAUUUGCUCGCAGCGCGGUCUCCCCGCCCGCCCCGGGGCCGGAGCAGCCGAGGCUCUGCCUCCUGCCCGCCCCACUCCCGGCCCCGGCCUGCCCGGAGCGCCCCGCACGGCGCCCAUCCCGGCGCCCAUCCCGCUCCGGCCCCGCAGCGCCGCCCGCAUUUCCUGGGCGAGCCAUGGCCGCGCGGGGCGGCUGUGCGGCGGCCGGCGGAGCGGGGCUGCCCCGCGGGAGCGCCGCGCUCUGCUCCGCGGCUCAGCCCGCCAUGGAGGGCACCAGGCAGAGCAGGAUUUGCCGCCCGCACAAAAUCAGCGAAUCCUCGAAGGUUGGUUGGCGCUGUGUGCUGCGUGCAGUGUACAGAUGGGAUGACCACUCUAGUCUGGUUCUUCAGAGUCUGAAUGAACAGAGGCACCGAGGCCUCUUCUGUGAUAUUGUCCUUGUUGUGGAUGAGCAGAGGGUCCCUGCCCAUCGGAACCUCCUGGCUGUUUGCAGUGACUACUUCAACUCUAUGUUCACCAUUGGUAUGCGAGAAGCCCAUCAGAAAGAAGUUGAACUUUUUGGAGCCUCUUACAUUGGUCUCAAGGCCGUGGUGGACUUUCUUUAUGGAAGUGAGCUGUCCUUGGAUGGAGGCAAUAUUGAUUACGUGCUCGAAACAGCUCACCUGCUGCAGAUCUGGAAGGUUGUGGACUUCUGUUGUGAGUAUCUUGAGAAUGAAGUCAGCGAGGAGAACUAUUUGUACCUGCAAGAGCUAGCCUCUAUCUACAACCUGAAGCGCCUUGACUCCUACAUUGAUUCUUUCAUCCUGCAGAACUUUGGCACGCUGUCUUUCACUCCAGACUUCCUGCAGAACAUUUCCUUGCAGAAGUUGUGCCAGUAUCUGGACAGCAGCAAUGUGCAGCAGGAGUGUGAGCAUGAUUUGCUGCAGGCUGCCUUGCAGUGGCUCACCCAGUACCCAGAAAGGGAGAAUGAGGCUUACCAGGUUUUGGAUAACAUUCACUUUCCCUUGAUACCUAAAAGUGAUCUCCUCCAUCGAGUCAAGCCUGCUGUGUGCUCUCUUCUUCCCAAAGAAGCAAACUGUGAGGGCUUCAUAGAAGAAGCAGUGAACUACCAUAACAACGUCACUGCUCAGCCAGUGCUGCAAAACAAGCGGACAGCUCUGCGAACCUGUGAGGAAAGGCUCCUCUUUGUUGGGGGGGAGGUUUCCGAACGGUGCCUAGAACUGAGUGAUGAUACUUGUUUCUUGGAUGUCAGAAAGGGGCAGUGGGUAGCAGAGACCCCUCUCCCAGCCAGACGAAGUCACCACUGUGUUGCAGUCUUGGGGGGCUUUAUCUUCAUAGCUGGAGGCAGCUUUUCAAGAGACAACGGAGGGGAUGCAGCUUCAAAUCUUCUAUAUAGGUAUGAUCCCCGCUGUAACCAGUGGAUAAAGGUUGCCUCCAUGAGACAACGUCGUGUGGAUUUCUACCUGGGAGCUAUAACUGACAUGUUGGUAGCUGUUGGUGGCAGGAAUGAAAAUGGGGCUCUUUCUUCAGUGGAGACCUAUAGUCCUCAAAAGGAUUCAUGGUCCUAUAUAGCAGGCUUGCCGAGGUUUACUUACGGCCAUGCUGGAACAGUCUACAAGGAAUUUGUGUACAUUUCAGGUGGCCAUGAUUACCAGAUUGGCCCGUACAGAAAAAACCUGUUAUGUUAUGAUUACCGCACAGAUGUUUGGGAGGAGAAGAGACCGAUGAUCACUGCCCGGGGGUGGCACAGCAUGUGUACCUUACAGGACAAUAUCUAUUCAAUUGGUGGCAGCGAUGACAACAUAGAAACCAUGGCUCGUUUCGACAUUCUGAGCGUGGAGUCGUACAGCCCUCAAUGUAACCAGUGGACCAGAGUUGCUCCUCUGCUGCAAGCUAACAGUGAGUCAGGGGUGGCUGUCUGGGAAGGCAAAAUUUAUAUACUUGGAGGCUACAGCUGGGAAGAAACGGUCUUCUCCAAAACAGUCCAAGUUUAUGAUAAGGAGAAAAAUAAGUGGUACAAAGGAACUGAUUUACCCAAAGCGAUUGCUGGUGUGUCUGCAUGCGUCUGUGCAUUGAAACCCAAAACAGAGGACAAAAAGAAAAAGACAAAAACAAAAAAACAUCAAGAUCGAGGAAGAUGACCACCCUUUAAUGGUGGACUCCCAAAGACCCUUGUAUUUAUCAUUUCUUUCUAACCUUGAUUCUUUAUUUUUCUUUUUAAAUAGGGGGAAAAAGGUAUCUUCUGAAGCCUCACAAACGUACAGUUGAAUGUGUUUUUUGGAUUAAGCUCACAUUUAAGGUAAAAAAAAAAAAAAAAAAAAAAACAAGAAAAAAAUCCAAAAAUUCUCCUACUCUAUAAGGGGUGAUGUGGCAAGAGAGGUUAUGCUGAUCUUCUGAAUGUUGAGGAUUAAUCUUUGUCACCUGUGGUUCUUGGCAUUUCCACACAUAUCCUAUUAUGCCGACAUUUUUAAAACGAGGUUGAAUCUUUGGCUGGGAUUAUAGUGACAAAGGUGAGAGGCAGAGUAGAAAGUGAUGAGUUUGAAGUUACAGAGCAAUUUAAAGGAGCUCAGAAGCUACUGCUAAGAAGAAAAUGAAAUGGGUCUUCAGUGUUGUAAAACUUGGGGGCUUUUUUUGUUUGUUUUUGUUUUUUGUAACAUUAGAUUUCAUUUACAGUACAUUUUUGAGUUAUAAGUAUCAGAUUUCUGGAACAUUUGAGCAUUCAAAGAAAGUAUCUCUUUAGGUGAAUGCAGGUCAGAUCAGAUUGAAGAGCAAGUAACUCCACUGUACUCUUUAGAUUAAGAAGGCCUUAUUGUGUGGCCAAAGAAUAGAUGGGGGCUGACUUGGGCUUGGAUUGAUAGCAUUGUGAACUCUGAAAUCUGGGGAAGGUGAUAGGAAUUCUGCACCCCUUGUUGCAACGUUUUCCCUAUCUAGAUAUGAGAGCAAGCUUUUCUUAGGCUUUAAAAUAUGCCCUGCAACAAGGAAAAAGAGCUAUUAAAGCGGUAGAAAAAAUAUUUGAGGAUUUGGAUGGAAACUGUAGAGUUUUCAUUGAGCUUUAAAGCAGUUGGAACUGGAAGAGUUCACCAUGAGUUUGGGGAUUCUUGGAUAGGGUUCCAAGGAGUGGGGAAAUGACAGAAGGAUUCUGUAGACGAGCGUGAAGCAAGAGCGUGUCCUUCCCCAGCCCUGCCAGGCUGUAUGAGCUGGGAUUUGCUUCGUUUGACAUGGAGCUUGCAGUGGUCACGGCCAAUAGCUGGUGUGAGCAGGGACCCAUACUGGAUUUGUCUUCUGUCAAACAGCAGACUAACCGGGAUGAUGAACUGGGGUUUGUUAAUCCUGAGGAAGAGAAACUUGAUUUUUUUACCUUAGCUAACAGCUCAUGCUUUCCUUGUCUUUCAAAUUCAAACUGGCUUUUCCUGAGAAUUGCCUUUUCUGAUAGGUUUUGUUAGAAUUCCAAGCCACGUUUCAUCAGGCUUACAGAAGAACACCUUCCCCAGCAAGGCAGGUCCCAUAGAAAGAAACCUAAAAUAUGCUCAGGACUGCAUUCGGGAUCCAGACAGUAAGACUGAACUGAAAAUUGUCUGUUUGGUCCUCUGUCUCACGCUGUUCUCUGCAUACCAAGUAAAGAGAUUUCUGACCCAAGUGUUAGUUCACCCUCUACAAACACAGCUGAUUGUGCUGCAGAUAAUAAAAUUCCCCGACUGUCUGGCCAGCUUUCAGGCAUUUACCCCGGGGCAUUUUACAAAUGCACCUCUGAUUUGCAAGGAGUUGAUCACCAGCAAUCUGAUACAACCGCUUUAGUUAUUGUUAUAAUGCCAGGCCACAGAUUAAUAUUUCUCCUUCCCAAAAGAGUAAGUUUUUAGAAACUUUUUAAAAACUUUUAUACUUUUUAUAACGCAUUUUGCUAACUCAGUCUUGUUUGCCAUUUAAUAUAUUAGUCUAGGAGCUACUGCUCUGUAAUUGUGGCCCCGUCGCUGCCAUCGAGAACUCAUAACUGGAUGGAUCUUUUAGUCUUUGUGUAGUUGGUUGGGAUGCGAUGCAGCUGUCAGAGCAGCAUUUACAUUCUCAGCAUUGUUAGACAGUCAGCUAUAAUUGUAACCAUUGUACGGCCUCUUCACUGAUAGUCCAGCUCACCAGAUAUACUAAUAAACACAUUUUAUUUUCAGCCAUUGGGGAUCUGCUGAGUGGUUUGGUUUAAAAUUCUGCUGGGGAAGUAUUGAUUAGUGUUGGUUUUUUUGUUUGUUUGUUGUUUGUUUUUUCCUCCUCAGUCCUCCUUUCACAUAAUUCCUGUGCACCAUAACUGUGUAUUUCAGAUUUGCCUUUUUCUUUCCAUCCGGUGUACACAGAGCUGAUAUCCUGCUACUAUCCUGCCACACUCCCUGGUUUUUGUUCGUGGGAUUUUUGUUGGUUGUUUUUGGUUAGUUGGUUGGGCUUUGGGUUUUUUUUUAGCAACUGUUUACCUCAUUAAUUGGAAAACACUAAGAAAACAUUUUUGCACUUAAUGUCAUUUGAAGCUCUUGUAAUUUAGAGAGCUCUUAGUUAUAUUACAAGAACUUCUUUGUAUUGAAAGAUGUACUUCUGAAUGAACUUCUGGAGUGCAAGGAGGUGACAGGUGUCUUCUUAGGUGCUCAAAAAUGACUGAGGAAAAGUAGCUUAAAUGACUUUUUGGAAACUCCUUGAGGUUUUGCUUUUCUUAUUUGUUUAAAAGAGAAAAAAAGAAAAAAAAAGUAGUUAAUCUCAUUUGCAUUAAUGGAUUUGUUUUAAAGCCUUUGUACACUGCUGCAUGAAGUAAUCUUUUUUUUAAUUCUAAAACUAAUUAAAAUUUGGUUAUGACAAACAUUAAUGAGUUGUGAGGAUUUUUUUUAUAUAUAUAUCUAAAAUCCUAGCUAUGUUGACUGAGAGCUGCUUAACUUUAUGGGACAUUUUCAUGUGCAAGUACAGAAGAAAUGUCAAGGACUUGCUUUUGUUUUUGUUAAUGGGCUGCUUGUUCCUAUAUUUCCUCUGCCCUCCCACCCAUUUAAUUGUGUUUGUGUAAUACAUUAAUGUCUGGAAAAAAAUAAAUCCAGCUUAGAAUAUUGUAUUCA